CGACAGUCCUCCGCCAUUUCCGGUACAAACACAUGCACGCCUGAGUGAGGAAAACAUGAGAGGUCAAAAGUUAUGAUCCUAAUCUUUCAUAGAAACGGAACGUAACACACAGACAUGGCCAGUUCCAUGGUGGCAGUGGGGCUGGCUUUGGCAGCAGCUGGAUUUGCAGGUCGCUAUGCCAUGCAGGCCAUGAGGCAUAUGGAGCCUCAGGUGAAACAGGCCCUUCAGAGUUUCCCCAAGACGGCUUUUGGAGGAGGGUACUAUCGUGGUGGAUUUGACCCAAAGAUGUCCAAGAGAGAAGCUUCCCUGGUUUUAGGUGUCAGUCCCACAGCCAACAAGAUUAAGAUCAGAGAGGCACAUAGAAAACUGAUGACCCUGAAUCACCCAGAUAGAGGUGGAUCUCCCUACAUAGCAGCAAAGAUUAAUGAAGCAAAGGAUUUCUUGGAUGCCCAGACAAAGAAGUGAAGAGGCCGGCAAAGACAAAAGCGUAAUUCCAUGCUGUUUGCACUGACUGACUUGAGCGAUUACCAGAGUUUCCAAACCGAUUGCUCUCAAAUAAAAACACGCCAUACAAAUUGUGA
This is a messenger RNA of Cyclopterus lumpus (lumpfish), 581 nucleotides long. It is a transcript of the gene dnajc19, whose product is annotated as DnaJ (Hsp40) homolog, subfamily C, member 19. The coding region runs from base 115 to 465 and encodes 116 amino acids. Gene Ontology annotation, cellular component: PAM complex, Tim23 associated import motor. Gene Ontology annotation, biological process: protein import into mitochondrial matrix. Gene Ontology annotation, molecular function: ATPase activator activity. The record is from RefSeq and is a predicted model, not a curated record. The transcript has 6 exons. Lineage: Eukaryota; Metazoa; Chordata; Actinopteri; Perciformes; Cyclopteridae.